Molecule: messenger RNA, 933 nt
Organism: Monoraphidium neglectum
Lineage: Eukaryota; Viridiplantae; Chlorophyta; Chlorophyceae; Sphaeropleales; Selenastraceae
Product: alpha/beta hydrolase fold protein
Exons: 2
Coding region: 1-933 (310 amino acids)
Molecular function (GO): hydrolase activity
Source: RefSeq, a predicted model, not a curated record
AUGAUCGGUUUCAGCAGUUUUGAUCUACGGCAAUGGACGCUGAACGGCUCCCGAAUCAACGCACGCGUCUCGAAAGGCGCGCCGAGCGCCGCCCGGCCCCCGCUCGUGCUGCUGCACGGCUUCCCCGAGACGCACGUCAUGUGGCGCCGCAUCGCCGAGCAGCUGAAGGACGCCUACCACCUCGUGCUGCCGGACCUGCGCGGCUACGGCGACUCGGCGCAGCUGCCCGGCGACGCGGACCACGCCAACUACAGCAAGCGCGCGAUGGCUGCAGACGUGAUCGCCCUCUUGGACGAGCUAGGCAUCGAUUCUUUCUUCCUAUGCGGCCACGACCGCGGCGCGCGCGUCGCCCACAGGCUGGCGCUGGACCAUGCGGCGCGGGUGCGCAGGCUGUGCGUGGUGGACGUGGCGCCGACGCUCGACAUGCACGAGGCGACAGACGCCGCGUUUGCGCAGGCCUACUACCACUGGUUCCACCUGAGCCAGCCGUCGCCCCUGCCAGAGCGCAUGAUCGAGGGCUGGGCGCGCGAGUACCUGCACGCGAAGCUCGGCGGCUGGGGCGCCGGGGGCCUGGCCCACGUGGAGCCGGAGGCCCUGGCUGAGUACGAGCGCUGCUUCCUGCGGCCGGCGGCUUCGAGCGGCGGGCUGAUGCCGGCGGUGCACGCGGCGUGCGAGGACUACCGCGCGAGCGCGUGGGAAGGGAUCGACGUGCGGCACGACCGGGAGAGCCGCGCGGGCGGCGCCAAGGUGGCGUGCGACACGCUGGUGCUGCUGGGGGAGCGCGGCGUGGUCGCGCGGAUGUUCGACGCGCCGGCGCUGUGGCGGGCGGCGUGCUCGGGGGCGGUGGAGGCGGCGGCGCUGCCGGCGGGGCACUUUUUGCCGGAGGAGGUCCCCGAGCUGACAGCACAGGCACUUCGGGAGUUCUUCCGGUGA